GGGCGGCGGCCGGGCCGGCGGACGGCGGGAUGGGCUGCACCGUGAGCGCCGAGGACAAGGCGGCGGCCGAGCGCUCAAAGAUGAUCGACAAGAACUUGCGGGAGGAUGGCGAGAAGGCGGCGCGGGAGGUGAAGUUGCUGUUGUUGGGUGCUGGGGAGUCCGGAAAGAGUACCAUCGUCAAGCAGAUGAAGAUCAUCCACGAGGAUGGCUACUCGGAGGAGGAAUGCCGGCAGUACCGGGCAGUGGUCUACAGCAACACCAUCCAGUCCAUCAUGGCCAUUGUCAAGGCCAUGGGCAACCUGCAGAUUGACUUUGCCGAUACCUCCCGCAAUGACGAUGCCAGGCAGCUGUUUGCGCUGUCAGCUGCUGCCGAGGAGCAGGGAGUGCUCCCUGAGGACCUGUCUGGCGUCAUCCGGAGGCUCUGGGCUGACCAAGGGGUGCAGGCCUGCUUUGGCCGCUCGCGGGAGUACCAGCUCAACGACUCAGCCGCCUACUACCUGAACGACCUGGAGCGCAUCGCACAGAGCGACUACAUCCCCACGCAGCAGGACGUGCUGCGCACCCGCGUGAAGACCACAGGGAUCGUGGAGACGCAUUUCACCUUCAAGGACCUGCACUUCAAGAUGUUUGAUGUGGGUGGCCAGCGGUCGGAGCGGAAGAAGUGGAUCCACUGCUUUGAGGGCGUCACAGCCAUCAUCUUCUGCGUCGCCUUGAGCGCCUAUGACUUGGUGCUAGCUGAGGACGAGGAGAUGAACCGCAUGCAUGAGAGCAUGAAGCUGUUUGACAGCAUCUGCAACAACAAGUGGUUCACGGACACGUCCAUCAUCCUCUUCCUCAACAAGAAGGACCUGUUUGAGGAGAAGAUCACACACAGCCACCUGACCAUCUGCUUUCCUGAGUACACAGGGGCCAACAAGUAUGACGAGGCAGCCAGCUACAUCCAGAGCAAGUUUGAGGACCUGAACAAGCGCAAAGACACCAAGGAGAUCUACACGCACUUCACGUGCGCCACCGACACCAAGAACGUGCAGUUCGUGUUCGACGCCGUCACCGACGUCAUCAUCAAGAACAACCUGAAGGACUGCGGCCUCUUCUGAGGGGCAGCGGGCCUGGCAAGGUGGGCCACCGCCGACUCCGCUGCCCCCAGCCCCGAGGAAGAUGGGGGUGAGAAGACCAUGCUCCCCGCCCGUGCCCCUGCCCCACCCCUUGGCCGCUUUCCCCCUCUCCUUCCUCUGUUCUCAGCUCCCUGUCCCCUCCCUCAGCUCCAGACCUGGGAGGGGCUGCCACAGGCCUCCCUGUUGGAAGCCUGGCCUGGUCGGAGCUGUCGGCAGUGGCCACGGUACCCCCUUCCUGGGCAUCAGUUCUGGGGUGUGGGGGGCACUGCUGAGUCCCCCAAAGCCCGUGUCUGGAGCGGCACUCACUCCUCCAGCCUGGACCCCUGACCCAGCCCAAGUCCAGAUGUUUACAGGGAGCCUCCUGCCCACCCGCCUCCCCGCCGCUCGGAGGCCCCAAAGGAAAAAGCACAAGAAGCGUGAGACGCCACCAUUCCCGGAGACCACAGUCCACCUGCUCAUUCUCGUCGCUUUUUAAAAAAAUGAAAGUAAAGAAAAAAAAAAAAAUAACCCUGCAAACCUAGAACACUUUUUAGAGAAAAACUAUUUAAAACUGUCCGGUCCUGACCAGCACCCACCCACGCCCCUCCAGCGACUCCGUGCCUUGAGUGUGUCUGCCUGUUUACACCCGUCCCCUCUGAGGGCCGCCCCGCCCCACCCUGCCCCGCCCGCCACAGAAUUGGGUUCCAAGGGCUGUUCCAGACAACUGCCAAGGUCACUGAGGGCCCCACCCUGGCGGCCCUGGACCCAGGCUCCAUUAACCUCCAUGUAGCUCCUUAGCGCUAACCUAGGAACCGCCGCUGCCUGCUGUGGGGCCCCGCCCCUCCCCUCGUGCCCUCGCCCCAGGCCCGGGUCCUUCAGCGUUGAACACUUCCUUGCUUUUUUCACAUGUUUUAUGGAAUUGUUCACGUGGUUUGAAAUAAUAAAAUGUAGAAAGAAAAAAAAAAAAAA
Molecule: messenger RNA, 2063 nt
Organism: Lepus europaeus (European hare)
Lineage: Eukaryota; Metazoa; Chordata; Mammalia; Lagomorpha; Leporidae
Gene: GNAI2
Product: G protein subunit alpha i2
Exons: 9
Coding region: 30-1097 (355 amino acids)
Biological process (GO): gamma-aminobutyric acid signaling pathway; adenylate cyclase-modulating G protein-coupled receptor signaling pathway
Cellular component (GO): heterotrimeric G-protein complex
Molecular function (GO): G-protein beta/gamma-subunit complex binding; GTP binding; G protein-coupled receptor binding
Source: RefSeq, a predicted model, not a curated record